AUGAAGUCCAGUACCGAUGUCCGUGUUAACGGCUGGACAAUGUCCCCUGACGGGCGGGGAACCAUGGACAUACUAUGGACUUGCAUUUUCACCACUUUUCUCUGUACCUUCACCAUCCUUUGUCUCAACUUACCUGCUAGAAACGAAAGCUCGCUUCGUGUCCAAGGUCGUAAGAUCUUAUGGAUGGCCAUCGCCAUUGCUGGACCCGAAUUCUUACUCACAGCGGCUGCCGGCCAACUUGCCGCUGCGCGAGACUCCGUCAAGGCGUUCCACGCUCUCGGACAUACCUCAUGGACAUACCGACAUGGCUUCUAUGCCAACAUGGGCGGAUUCGAGCUACAGCCCCUGGACGGCGCACCGUUCCCGAUAAAUUCGAAACAUAUACUCUGGUUAAUGUCGCGCGGCUAUAUCGAGUUUCCGACUAUAUCAGACGAAGAACUCUUGGACAAGUCCAAGAAGGAUACCGUUGCCAAGCUCAUCACUUGUUUCCAAGUUGGAUACUUGAUUGUUCAAUGCAUUGCACGUGGCGUCCAGAAGCUUCCAGUAACGACGAUAGAACUGUCGACUGUUGCUAUAGUCGCUGGUCCCGUCGCUGCACGGCCUUACCGACAAACUCCUCUCGAUUUUGUAGACGACCUGACACCGAGCUGGGCUCUCAACAUACAACCAUUCAUCAAACUGCCUGUCGGUCCUCACGAGCGUCCUCUACCUCGUAUUGGCGACAGCAGAUUGCCCUGGCUAGAAACUCUAGAGAGUCUCUACUUGUGCCUCGCCACUGUGGUCUAUGCAUCCGUACAUCUGACCGGGUGGAACUUUGAAUUCCCAUCUCGAGUCGAGCAGAUCCUCUGGAGGGUAUCGAGCCUGAUCCUGGUAGGCACAACAGCCCUAUUCUGGGUCCUAGAGGCGGGCGCUAUUUUGCAACGAUACGGCAGUGACCAGAAAAUUUGGACAAGAAUGUUGAGAAAAGAGGAUAAAAAGUCGGACCAGCAGCGCGAUUUAGAAAAAGAAGAAGAGGCCUGGGCCCCAAAACAGCUGCCUCUCGUCUGGGAGUUUUGGAGCAUCCUCCCAAUUGCUCUCAUCUACGCCACGGCGAGGGCGUAUAUCCUCGUCGAGCCAUUGCUUGGCUUGAGGUCGAUGCAGGCGGGGGCGUUUGACACGGUUGACUGGAUGGCCUUUAUUCCCCAUGUGGGUUAG
Messenger RNA from Trichoderma atroviride IMI 206040, 1194 nucleotides. NCBI's taxonomy places the organism in Eukaryota, Fungi, Ascomycota, Sordariomycetes, Hypocreales, Hypocreaceae. The record is from RefSeq and is a predicted model, not a curated record.